GUAAUUAUCGACCAGAGUCUGGAGUUGCAGCGAGGGACUGAUUUUUGGUUCUCUGGCGUCCAACUCUUUGACUUGUUGCUCUGUUAUUUCUUUCUCAAAAUCUCUCAUCUAUCCAUUUUAGUGCUUACAUUUCCUGCAGUCCGCUGCUUUUCCUACUCGUUAGGUCUGCGCAGGAGGACGGAAAACUGUGACUGUGGCUGCUGGCGGAGGCUUUCUUUUUUUCCUUCUGUAACUGGUUUCUGAAGAUGGAUUCUCUUAGCUUGAUCAGUUAGCGAGAGAGAGACAGAGCGGCAGAGAGAGAGAGAGAGGGAGAGAGCAUUUCUUGUGGGAGUUCUCAAUGGGUAAAGAGAGAAAGAAGGAUAGAUCACCUGCGCUUCUUCUUCUCGCAGCCAUUUUAGGAUUGUUUUCCCACUGCGUUGAUGCAACGGAUGAUGUUAGCGCAUUGUUAGCCUUCAAGGAAUCAAUAUAUGAUGACCCCUUCUCACGAUUGUCCAAUUGGAAUUCUCUUGAUGAAGAUCCUUGUAAUUGGUCCGGUGUAGUUUGCAGGCCAGGUUCCAGAAGCGUUACAUCCCUGAACCUACCCAGUUCUUCCCUCUGUGGAUUUCUUGCGCCAGAGCUUGGUCUCCUGACCUCUUUGCAAGCACUGAACCUUUCAAGAAAUAAUAUUCUUGGAAUAAUACCAAAACAAAUCGGGAGACUAUCUGAACUGAAGAUCCUCGAUUUGAGUGGCAAUCAGCUCUCUGGGACCAUACCAAAUGAAGUUGGAAACUUGACUAGCAUUAUGAAGAUAUACCUUCAACAUAAUCAAUUGACGGGCAACCUGCCCCCUGAACUUGGUAAGUUGAGGAGUCUUGUCGAGGUGAAGUUGAAUAAGAACAGGCUUCAAGGACCUUUAUCUGGAAGUUACGACCCUGUGAACCUCACAGAUAAUCUGCAAGGAUUGAAUACUGUCCCAAGUAAUUCUGUUGGUUUUUGUCAGUCUCCUAAUCUGAAGGUCGCAGAUUUUUCUGAUAAUUUCUUCAUUGGAAGAAUUCCCUCAUGCUUAGACCAUCUACCAAGGUCAAGCUUUCGAAAGAACUGUUUUCUUGACAGGGAUUCCAUCAUUCAACGUUCCAUUCAACAAUGUGGUGCCAGUAAGUACCAGAAAGGCCAUCCGACUGUCAAACCAGAUAAGGAAAGGGAAUCCACACAGAAAGCCUCAACUAAAUGCAUGUGGCUGCUAGCUGUCAAAAUUGCAACUGGGGUCAUUGCAGGCUCUCUUUUUCUGUAUAUUGUUGGUAUAGUUUUUGUGAAGUGUAAAGACAAAAAGAAAGUUAAGAUAUCUUGGAAAAAAAUAUCAUCUGCACGGGAACCAAAAGAACUAGCAGGCCAUGAAGUAUUAAAGGGUGUCUUGAAGAUAAGCCGACAGGAGCUCGAAGUAGCAUGUGAAGAGUUCAGCAACAUAAUUGGCUCUUCUCCAGAUAGUGUGGUAUACAAGGGAACUAUGAAAGGUGGACCUGAGAUUGCAGUGAUAUCUCUUUGCAUCUCAGAAGACAGUUGGACAAGUUUUCGAGAUCUUUACUUCCAAAGACAGGUGGCUGGCUUGGCAAGGUUGAACCAUGAGAACACAGCCAAGUUGAUAGGCUACUGCAGCGAGAAUUAUCCAUUUUCAAGGAUGCUCAUAUUUGAGUAUGCGUCCAACGGGACGUUGUACGAACACCUUCACUAUGGUGAAGGAUGUCAACUAUCAUGGACCAGGCGCAUGAAAAUUAUUGUGGGAGUAGCUUGUGGCCUCAGAUACAUGCAUUAUGAGCUUCAGCCUGCUUUUACUUUAUUAGAACUGAAUUCCAGUGCCGUUUAUCUCACAGAGGACUUUUCACCCAAGUUGGUUGAUUUUGAGAGUUGGAAAGCAAUACUUUCUAGAUCUGGAAGUUCUUGUUUGGUCAACAGCAAUGGAAAUUCCACAGAAUUAGUCGGAAGAAUCUGUUCGGACAUGAAAGGGAUCAUUUUUUCAUUUGGAGUACUUCUACUGGAGAUUAUCAGUGGUAGGCCUCCUUACUGCAAGGACAAAGGGUUCCUGGUUGAUUGGGCAAGGGAGUACCUAGAGAUGCCUGAAGUGAUUUCUUGUUUGGUGGAUCCACAACUGAAAUAUUUCCGGCAUGAAGAUAUCAAAGUCGUAUGUGAAGUGGUGACUUUGUGCAUUCGACCGGAACCAACGGAGCGGCCGUCGAUAAACAUAUUAUGCUCCAUGCUGGAAAAUGGUAUUGAUGUGUCGCCUGCUGCUAAUCUAAAAGAGUCUUCUUUGGCUUGGGCAGAAUUGGCCAUAUCAUCUUAGCAGUUGCUGAAAGGACCUAAGGACGGGGAAGAUCACAGUUCAUGUGCUGAUUGUGAAGAAGUUUCUUUGAUUUUUUAUAACUGUAAAUAAUGUUUGUUCAUUUUACCAGGAUAUGAUCUAGAUGAAGGGCACCCACUAAUGAAAAUUGCUUACUCAAUGCGAAGAACCUUUUCUUGCUACCAAA
Molecule: messenger RNA, 2498 nt
Organism: Nymphaea colorata (pocket water lily)
Lineage: Eukaryota; Viridiplantae; Streptophyta; Magnoliopsida; Nymphaeales; Nymphaeaceae
Product: probable LRR receptor-like serine/threonine-protein kinase At1g63430
Exons: 13
Coding region: 338-2314 (658 amino acids)
Biological process (GO): protein phosphorylation
Molecular function (GO): protein kinase activity; protein binding; ATP binding
Source: RefSeq, a predicted model, not a curated record